Thlaspi arvense is the source of this 795-nucleotide messenger RNA. The record is from the annotation of a GenBank genome assembly. NCBI's taxonomy places the organism in Eukaryota, Viridiplantae, Streptophyta, Magnoliopsida, Brassicales, Brassicaceae.
AUGUUCCGAUCGUCAUUUGGGUCUUGCAAGCCCCGAAAUCUUUCCGACGUCGUCGAGCCACCACAUAACCGGAGCCGCCGCCACCACCACCGCCACCACCAAUUGAUCGACCUAUUCUCUCCCAGGCCUUACCCUUUCCCUUCCAUUUGUAAAUCCAAAUACCUCGAGCCACACCCCUUUACGACCCACAAACCAUCAAAUCCAUGCUCUCUUCUCUCCCCAGUAUGCCCUCCGGGUUCCCCCAUAUCCCCUCUCAACCCCCAAACCUCAGAAUCAAAUUCCAGAGACAUAAAACAGGGGAAAAAGGGGAAAAAGAAGAAGAAGAAGCCAACUCAAUUCAUGACGAAGGACAGUUUCGACAGUUACUACGACGGUGUCAGCAGCGAAGAUGACGACGACGAAGAAACCGUGAGCGAAACGACCCUCUUCUCUUCCAAGUCUCUGUCCUCUGUUUCUUCUGAGUCUUCUUCAAAAGCAAGUCAUCAUCAUUCACGGAGAGGUAAAAUGCCACAUUUGCAGGGGAAAUUAAAGGAUAGCUUUGCGGUGGUGAAGCGUUCGAGCGAUCCUUACAACGAUUUCAGAACUUCGAUGCUGGAGAUGAUCGUUCAGAAGCAGAUUUUGAGCGCCUGUGAGCUUGAGCAACUUUGCAGACGUUUCUGGCUCUCAACUCUUAUCAUCAUCACAGGAUUAUUGUUGAAGUGUUUACAGAGAUUUGGGAGGCUCUGUUCAUUGACUGCUCCUGAAAGGGAAAACUCUGUUUUCUUUCCUCUGAGUUCAUCACUAAUUAAUUUCUAA